Molecule: messenger RNA, 4866 nt
Organism: Ostrea edulis (European flat oyster)
Lineage: Eukaryota; Metazoa; Mollusca; Bivalvia; Ostreida; Ostreidae
Product: myeloid differentiation primary response protein MyD88-like
Exons: 7
Coding region: 222-1586 (454 amino acids)
Biological process (GO): defense response to Gram-positive bacterium; Toll signaling pathway; MyD88-dependent toll-like receptor signaling pathway
Cellular component (GO): plasma membrane
Molecular function (GO): Toll-like receptor binding; TIR domain binding
Source: RefSeq, a predicted model, not a curated record
AACUAAUUUUGACCUACUUUUUCUACCCGGAAGUUGAAACUGAGAGAGACAUCAUUAGGGGAAAUUUCCGUCAUUUCCAGGCUAAAAUAGAGGAAGAAUGGGGCCAUUGUUUGAGUUUUAUCUAACAACAAAAUGGCAGCCAUCUUAAGAUGACACUGGUUUCUUAAUCCUUUCCCUCCGGAAAUCACGACCUUUUGAUCUCAAAAAUAGUUUCUCUAAAAAUGUCAGUGUCGGAGAUGGAAAUAGUAGACACGAAUGGCGAGAGUAUAAGUCUUGAUGAUAAAUACAAGAAGAUACCUCUAGAUGCAUUAAGGGUCAGUGCAAGAAAAAAACUAUCUUUGUAUUUGAACGUUCAAGCUGAAAUUGUUAAUGACGCCAACGGACUAGUAAGUGAUUACAAUGGCUUGGCCGAAAUCGUGGGCUUUGGGUUCCUGGAAAUCAAGGACUUUGAGCGACAAAAAAAUCCUACAGAUGAAUUACUGACAGAAUGGACAAACCGUCCAGAUCUCUCUCCUACCGUUGGGAAGCUGUGGGAUUAUUUAGUGGAGUUGGGCCGCUUUGAUGUGCUUCAAGACUGCAAAAAUCUCAUUAUUCGAGAUGCUGAUGCCUACAUCAGAAUGAGAGAAGAUAUAAAGAGCAAGGAAAGUCCUGUGCAGGAAGAUAUGGUGACUUCUACAGAGACAGCUGUAGACCACCAUGUGGAUGAACUGUGCAUUCUCUGUAAAGAUGAUGUGGAGAAGGGCAUGCCUCAGUACUUUGAUGCCUUUGUGUGUUACUCGCCUAUCGGGGAGGAUUUGACUUUUGUGAAGGAGAUGAUCACUAAGCUUGAGAGUCCGCCUCACAACCUGAAGUUGUUUGUGCCCUGGCGUGAUGACCUGCCAGGGGGCUCGCGCUACGUUAUCGAUGCCAGGCUUAUUGAAAUGAGGUGCCGCCGUAUGGUGAUCAUCAUGUCUAAGAAUUACCAGAACAGCGCUUCUGCAGACUUUCAGGUCAAAUUUGCCCAUGCUUUGUCUCCAGGUGCCCGGAGUAAGAAACUGAUUCCUGUUCUCAUUGAGUGCGGGAUACAGGUGCCUCAGGUGCUGCGUCACGUGACUCUGUGUGACUACACCAAACAGGACCUGAAGGACUGGUUCUGGGACCGACUCUCUAAAGCUAUCAAGGCCCCGCUAGAUCCACAGAUGUCUGGAUAUGGCACAAAAGUUAUGGCUUCAUCUUCCUCUUCAUCUUUGUCAUCAUCCCCGUCGUCAGCUCCAUCACCAGAUAUUGUGUCCGGAGGUCUCGGAUUUCAUGCUGGGAGUAAUAUAAAUAUCCGUGAGCAGUUGUCACAAUUCCAUCCCAUACCACCAUCAUCUAGCUCAACGAGCAUUUCCUCAAUAUCAUCGGCUGAUAAUUCAAUGUCCAGUCAAAGCAGUCAGGGACGCCCUCAACACGCAUCAUGUGACCCCAUGGAACACACGGACGAAACCUCAAUGGGUCCGGAUUCUGCAGUCAAGAAAUCAAAGAAGGAGAAAAGGACGACCUUAAAGAAUAUAUUCAACAAAAUUAAAAACUCUGGAAGCAGCAGUAACACAAGUUCCCACUGCUGAUAAUGAGGAGGUUAGACAAAAUUGACCAAUCAGUACUGCUGAUAAUAAGGAGGUUAGACUAGAUUCUGACCAAUUAGCACUGCUGAUAAUAAGGAGGUUAGACAAGAUUCUGACCAAUCAGCACUGCUGAUAUGAUAUGUGGAGGCUAUACAAGUUUCUGACCAAUCAGCUUUGUGAAUAAUGUGAAGGUUAGACAAGAUUCUGACCAAUCAUGACAGUUGUUAAUAAAGUCUCAAGUAUAAGGGGAUGCUAUGUACUGGGUCACAGUUUUUUUUUAUUGAUAGAGAAGUGGAUUAAAAAAAAUUACACUGCAAAGAAUUUUUUUGAAUAUUUGUUAUAAUUUUUGGUAUGCUGUGUUCUAUGCUUAUUAUACAACACCAUAUCAUAUUGAACUUAAAAUUUAAGAUUGUUUGAGAACUUUUGGAUGCAAAUAUUCUCUCCCACUUUUAUUGAAAUGCUGAGACAUUAAAUUUUGUCUGCUAAUCUGUCACAAAAAUUUAUAAGUGUAUUUUUACACUUUAGGAUUUGUAAUAUAGAUGAGUACUGAAUCUUGGCAACAAUUCCUUUUGAGCAAUACCAAAGUCGGGCAUGAAAAUGGUACCACAAUAUGUUUUUAUUGCAUUAUAUCUUGCGAUUUUGAUAAAAAAAAAUAUUAUGUUUUUGAAGAAUUAUAUAUAAUUGAUCAUUAAAUUGUUUUAAAUACUUGGAAUUAGGACCAGAAAUGCUUAUAAAAAGUUUUUUGAAUGUUGACAACUUGUGAAUAAUAACUUGUAGGAUGAGGGAGAAUUUAAAACCCUGUGGACAACACUGUUAAUUUUGGGCCGGUCUCGGAGAUCGAUGUGUUGCUGAUGUUUAAAUGAUAACUAUGUGUUUUCUUUUGUGAGUUGUAGUAAAUAUUAUCUGCCUCUGGUUGUCCUCAAUUUACAGAGCAUCACAAUGGAUCGUGCUGUACAGAUUUUAUACUAUACAUUAUGAUGCUGAACCUGUCAUUUUGAAGAAUUUUUUGUGAAGUGUACAGUAUAUUUUUUGUUGUAAUUUGGAUGUAUAUUUUUGAGGUGGUUUAAAUUGUGAAGCAGUUAAAACCUUUCUUAAAUAUGAGUGAAGUCUAUGUCUCAUUCUGAUAUUUCUAAUGAUAUAUAUAUAUAUAGAACUGGUGAGGGUUACUUACAUUUUCUUGUGAUCUUGUUUUUUUUUAUUACUAUGUAAUUUCUUGUCAGUAGGAGACACUGUUGAAUCAUGUGACCUCGAUCUUCAGUCUUGGCAUACAGUGACAGAUUCGUACUCUGUCUGAUAUAACGUUACAGAUGUUUGAUUUUGGUUAUUUUAAGCGGCUGAACGUUUGCUGAAGAUUGCCCAAACAGAACUUGGUAUCAACUCUUUGUUUGAGCACAAUUUUAAAGAAAUUCAGAACCUUCAUUAUGUUAUAAAACUUUCCCUAUGCACAAUUCUGUAUUUUGUUGUAUUGAAUGCUGUAACUCUAUAUUAGAACCAGAUUCUGAAUUUAAUUAGCUUCCUUGAGUAGUGAAAGAAAAAUUCUCAAACACUGAAAAUCACUUGCUGAACAUUAGGUGUAGGUACACCAUUUUGGGUAACGUUAAACGCCUCAAUUUUAUCUAUAGCUGAAAAUGAUUAUCUCAUGAACUGAAGUGGACUGUGUAUUGUGUUUCACUGGUUGAAAAGUAGCAAUCUCUAUCCUACAGGAAUGAUCAAGUCUUUAUUUAUUCCUUACAUGUGAUAUAGAAAUGUAUAUAUUUAAUGUACAGAGCUGAAUAAUAUGAAGAAAAUGUCUAUCAUUCAUAUCAAUGGAACCUUGUCGUUUAUAGUGCUCCGAAUUAAUUUGAUGUUAUGGAAAUUUACAGUAUUUGCAUCUUGACUUUAUAGAUUCAACUGCUACUACAAUUUAUUUUGUUUAACAUUUCCAUGGUAAACUGCAAAAAUCUCAUUCAUAAUCAAAUUAAUGUCGGCGAUUGGGAGUUUUCUUUUGAGUACAUUUGUUGCAACCAAAUCAACACAGAUCUAAAAUUCAUUUCUUGGAAAAAAAAUUUUAAACAUAAAGAAAAGGUAGAAAAAGAUUUAGAACAUAAAAGAUGACAGUUUUCUUGUAAAUGAGAAAAAAAUAUUCCUUUAUUAUCAUGGAAUACCUGUUUUGAGUUCUUGCCACAGUUUCCCCUGUGAAAUGCAGUAAAGCCUUGCCAUAGCUUUGGAUUUCAUUAUACAUGUAUCAGAAUCUUAUAAUGUCACGUUACAUCAUUUUGAGACAUGGUGGAUAUAUAUAUCUCCAUGUGUGUGUGUGCAUUGCGUGUAACACACAAGAUUGCGACAGAUGACAUAUGUUUCUUUGGUAACACAACUUUAAAGAAAACUCUUAAGAAGUUGUACAAUGGGAAUGUAGAUUAUGCUUUAUUUGAAAGCAAUUAAAAAAUGUGUAUUCAAGGAUUGGGAUAAUGAACAUAUUUUAAAUAGAGUGUUGGAGAAUGUUGUUACGUGUGGUACAUGUAUUAUAGGGUGUAUAAUCUAGAACUAUUGCGAAGUCAAUUUUUGUUGUCUCUAUAAUCAUUUGCCUUGUGAUUUUUAAUGCUUUGAUGUAUAAAAAAAAAAAAACCACUCCCCCAAAAAAUCACCAUUGAUUUCUUUUCCAAAAUUUAUUUGGGCUUGAGCUGAUGGUUUUGUUUUUCUAGGAUAUGUCUCUGUUUAUAUCACUGUUUGUUGUAGUGUAAUAGAUGUAUGUAAAUUAUAUGUAGAGUUUUAGGUCUGUGUGUUUAUAAAGUCAACACAAGGUAGAUAACUCUACACAAGAUAGAUAACUCUUGAUAGUAUAAUUUUGAUAUCACAGAAUAGUUUUUAUUGAUAUUUUAACAGGGCAAAUUCAGCAGGAUGUAAAAGUAAACUGAUUUGAUUUGUUGAAGUACAUAGUUAUGCUUUUAAACUAGAUGAGAUGUUAUUUCAAAUCUCAAUGAUCAAUUCCAAUGAAAUGCAGACAGGUCAUACUAAUUUUGGGGGUGGGUGUUGUUGAUAAUUUUAUUUAGCAAGAAAUAGCCAUUGUUAUUGUUAAUUAUUCCAUUUUGAAAAGAAAUCUGGUAAACAAAGAUGGAUUUAUUUAAUAUCCUUCUGCAUUUAAAGUACAAAGACUAUGUUUUUAAAGAGGUUAUACAUUAUUUUUGUAAUUUACAUUUGUUUUACUAAUUGGUAACAGUCUAUUGACUUUAAACAAUUUGAUAUAGAAUCUAAAGUUAUAUAUUUUGUCAUGUGAUCAGAUGAUUUAUUAAAUGUUCAAAUAUAA